Akanthomyces muscarius is the source of this 1050-nucleotide messenger RNA. RefSeq lists its product as uncharacterized. Gene Ontology annotation, molecular function: cyclin-dependent protein serine/threonine kinase regulator activity. Gene Ontology annotation, cellular component: transcription factor TFIIK complex; nucleus. The record is from RefSeq and is a predicted model, not a curated record. The transcript has 2 exons. NCBI's taxonomy places the organism in Eukaryota, Fungi, Ascomycota, Sordariomycetes, Hypocreales, Cordycipitaceae. Bases 1 to 1050 code for a protein of 349 amino acids. Gene Ontology annotation, biological process: regulation of cyclin-dependent protein serine/threonine kinase activity; regulation of transcription by RNA polymerase II.
AUGGCCACUGAAGACGAGCGUUAUCGGCAGUCCAGCCAGUUCCGUCUCUGGUCGUACUCCCCGGCUGGCCUGAAGGACCUUCGCCAAAAAACAAACGCCCUCGCAAAGCAGCAAAUUGCCGCCCGCUUGAACGCCGAUCCGCCGCCCGACUUUCUCACACCAGACGAGGAGGCCCGCUUGGUCAAGUUCUUUACGAUUGAAUUGAUUCGCGCUGCGCAAUUCUGCGAACUUCCGACCGAGAUUCGAUCGACCGCCGCGAUCUUUCUGCGACGCUUCUACGUGACCAACUCAGUCAUGACCUACCCGCCGACAGAGCUACUCAAGACGUCGUUGUUCUUCGGAUGCAAAGCCGAGGGCUUUUACAUUCGCCUGGCUAGGCUCGCCGACAAGUUCCCCAACACCACGAGCGAACAAAUAUUGGCGGGUGAAUUUCUUCUCUGUCAGGGCAUAAGAUUUGCCUUUGACGUUAGGCAUCCUUUCCGAGCUCUAGAGGGAGCUAUUCUCGAAUUGCGUCGCAAAUUACCGUCCGACCAGAACAGAAUAAACACAGCCCAUAUGAGGGCGCGUGAAAUCCUCAAGUUCAGCGCACUCGUCACGGACGUCUAUUUUUACUAUGCUCCAAGCCAGAUCAUGAUGGCUGCUCUAUUGAUAACCGACGCUGGGCUUGUUGACACGCUUAUUCCCCUGCCGGAACCCUCUGAUGAGAAUGUAACAGCACAAACAGCAUUGCGGAACAAAAUAUUUGCGGCUUUGGAGGCAUGCCAGAAAAUGCUCGAGGAAGAGCCCCCUGAGCGCAUGACAGACUAUUGGGGAACGCCCGAAACCGUCAAAUCAAUGAAGCCUCUCCGGAAAAAGCUACAAAAGUGCCGAGACCCUGAUCGAGCGAAUCUCGUGGCGCUUCAGCAAGCGCGCCGCGAACAAGCCUCGAUAAAAACGAAGAAGCCUAGCGCGCUCACAGAGGGCGUCCUAGGAACAGAUGCAGAAUCUCGUGAUGCAAAGCGUCGAAAACUCGAGGCAGCGGAUGACGUAUUUGGUCCAGCUCUAGGUUGA